Molecule: messenger RNA, 514 nt
Organism: Ceraceosorus guamensis
Lineage: Eukaryota; Fungi; Basidiomycota; Exobasidiomycetes; Ceraceosorales; Ceraceosoraceae
Exons: 1
Coding region: 155-421 (88 amino acids)
Source: RefSeq, a predicted model, not a curated record
GACUUACGACUGGGUCCCAGACGCCGGCGAGCUGACGCGGCUCUCGCAGUCCUGUGGAACAGACCCUGCAGGUAGAGUGGCGCUUACAACGCAGCUCACUGAAUCUCUUGACAAAGCAUGGUCGGGAGUCGAAGGUCGCAAUACACCUCAAGUCAUGGCCCUGGAAGGGAUGCUGCGCGCCUCCCUUCUGUGGAUUGUCAAGACUUCACGCGCGGUAGGAGACAGCUGCUCGAAAGGUUCCGCAGUCAAACCGCACCAUGACUGGAAUUCUUCAACACCGCCCAAAAAGUGCAGGUGCUGCGGUCUGGAGUAUGCAUCGCGCCAGGCAAUAGGCGGACACUGCAGAGCGAUCGAUGAAGCACUCCGAGAGCUCUUUCAACCAGACAGAUCUCUUUUGGGUCAUCUGGGAGGCCGACCUUGAACUUCAAGAAGACAGCGAGCAGCGACGUGCGCGCCUCCAGACUGACACUUACGACCCUUCACAUGAGCAUGGCUUUUCACAACACAUUGAACA